AUGUCCGUUCCAAGAGCAAUCCGCCAAGUAUUUCUCGCUAUCGAGCAAUCCGAAGGCGCAGGCGCUCGGGUGCGCCGUUCCAUCGGCGGCCGUCAGCUGCGCUCUCUCACUCCCUUCCUCAUGCUGGACCACUUCAGCAGCAGCGGAGCAGCAGGCUUCCCCGACCACCCGCACCGUGGCCAGGAAACUAUCACCUACUUGAUUUCCGGCGGUUUCGACCACGAAGAUUUCAACGGCAACAAGGGCACCCUCUCUCCAGGUGACCUGCAAUUCAUGACCGCGGGCCGCGGUAUCAUGCACUCCGAAAUGCCGCACGCUGGCAAGCUCAACACAGGUCUCCAGCUGUGGGUCGAUCUACCUCAGAGCCUCAAGAUGUGCGAGCCGCGCUACCGGGACCUCCGCGCCGCUGAGAUUCCUGUCGCCAAGGCUGAUGACGAUAAGGUUUCAGUGAAGGUCAUCUCGGGCGAGUCGUAUGGCGUUGAGUCGGUCCGUGAUUUGGCGUAUACCCCUGUUUGGCUAUUAGACGUCUCGAUCAAGCCUGGUGGUCGCAUUCUGCAGUCUCUGCCAAAAGGAUGGAACUCUUUUGCUUAUAUGUUGUCUGGUACUGCGACUUUUGGAUCGGGCGAAUCCUCUCAGGUUGUGGACCAGUUCCAUAAUGUUGUGUUUGAGCAGGAGGGUGACUUUGUUGAAGCUUCGGUUGCAGAAGAUGCGAAGGAGGAAGCAAGAUUCAUCAUCGUUUCAGGGCAGCCGCUGGACCAAAAAGUUGUGCAGUAUGGCCCUUUCGUUAUGAAUACUCAGGAGGAAGUCUACCAAGCCAUGCUUGAUUUCCAGACAGCGUCUAAUGGAUUUGAAAAUAUGCGCGGUUGGGAGAGCGAGAUCGGCAAACGAAGCCCAUAUUGA
Molecule: messenger RNA, 900 nt
Organism: Penicillium chermesinum
Lineage: Eukaryota; Fungi; Ascomycota; Eurotiomycetes; Eurotiales; Aspergillaceae
Product: pirin family protein
Exons: 1
Coding region: 1-900 (299 amino acids)
Source: RefSeq, a predicted model, not a curated record